This is a messenger RNA of Periophthalmus magnuspinnatus, 1655 nucleotides long. RefSeq names its product scavenger receptor cysteine-rich type 1 protein M160-like. The record is from RefSeq and is a predicted model, not a curated record. The transcript has 10 exons. Bases 1 to 1635 code for a protein of 544 amino acids. Gene Ontology annotation, cellular component: membrane. NCBI's taxonomy places the organism in Eukaryota, Metazoa, Chordata, Actinopteri, Gobiiformes, Gobiidae.
AUGGAGCCCUAUGCACGCUUUGGACUAUGGGACCUGAAGGACACAGCUGCUACAUCUGCAGUGAGAGACUGUGUCUAUGACUCAUUCUCCUCUUCCUCUCCCUCUUCCUCGGGUCUGGAGGUGAAAUGUUCAGACUCGGUGCGUCUGGUCUCGGGGCCCAGUCUGUGCUCAGGAUCAGUGCAGAUCUGGGACCAGUCCUGGACCUGGGUCUGUGAAGGGGCCUUGGACCAGCAGGGGGCAGAGGUGCUGUGCAGGGAGCUGGGCUGUGGGGCUCCUUCUCUCCUCCAGGGGGCGCUCUCUCCUCUGAAGCAGACGUUCCACUGUGAGGGCCAUGAGUCUGCUCUGAUGGACUGUCCCCGCUCCGGCUCAGAGACCUGCUCCUCUGGAGCCGCUGUCAACCUCACCUGCUCAGAUGUCAGGCUGGUGGGAGGGGCCAGUCGCUGUGCUGGGACUGUGGAGGUGAGAAACACAGAGUGGGGACGGAUGUGGCCAAUUGACUUCUCUGGACCCUGGUUCCUGGAGCACACAGCUGUUGUGUGCAGAAACCUGGACUGUGGCUCUGCUGUUUAUGGAGAAAAGAGAGAUGGUUUUCCACUGAGUCCAUGGUGGAGAGUCUCAACUGACUGUGUGAUGAUGAAGUCUGCAGUGAGAGAAUGUGUCCUUGAGUCAUACUCCUCUCCCUCUUCCUCAGGUCUGGAGGUGAAGUGUUCAGACUCGGUGCGUCUGGUCUCGGGGCCCAGUCUGUGCUCAGGAUCAGUGCAGAUCUGGGACCAGUCCUGGACCUGGGUCUGUGAAGGGGCCUUGGACCAGCAGGGGGCAGAGGUGCUGUGCAGGGAGCUGGGCUGUGGGGCUCCUUCUCUCCUCCAGGGGGCGCUCUCUCCUCUGAAGCAGACGUUCCACUGUGAGGGCCAUGAGUCUGCUCUGAUGGACUGUCCCCGCUCCGGCUCAGAGACCUGCUCCUCUGGAGCCGCUGUCAACCUCACCUGCUCAGAGCCGCUCAGGCUGGUGGGAGGGGCCAGUCGCUGUGCUGGGACUGUGGAGAUGAAACACAGAGGAGAGUGGAGACGGAUGGGGCCCUAUGGACCCUGGCUCCUGGAGCACACAGCUGCUAGGUUUGCAGUGAGAGAAUGUGUCUAUGAUUCAUCCUCCUCUUCCUCAGGUGUGGAGGUGGUUUGUUCAGACUUACUGAAUCGUCCGGUCAUCUCUCUGUCUGUGUCUGACGGGGUUUCCGAGCCCCGGCCACAGGGGGUCCGGGUGCUGCUGGGGUCAAAGUUCAGUGUCAAAUGCUCUGUGGAGCCACAGUACCCGGGAGGCUCCUUCCAGCUCCUCUCUCCCACUGCCCCCCUCGGUCAGAACCACACCCUGCCCGCUGUCAAUCACUCCGCACACUUCCUGUUCUCUGACACUGGCCCCGCCCACAAAGGAAACUACACCUGUGUUUACCACCUGCAUGUGUUCAACCACAGCUUCUCCUCUCAGAGCCCCAGACUCCAGCUCUCUCUGGGAGCUCCAGACUCAGACCUGAUCAUCAGAGUCCUGCUCAUUCUACUGUUGAAGCUCCUCUACAUCCUUCCAAUGUUCUACUACUACUGCAAGGUGCGGGCCAGAGGGGGCGCUAGAGAGACGACCUUGUAGGACCUGGACUGGUUCAGAUC